Messenger RNA from Xylaria bambusicola, 1265 nucleotides. RefSeq lists its product as uncharacterized. The coding region runs from base 236 to 1042 and encodes 268 amino acids. The record is from RefSeq and is a predicted model, not a curated record. Gene Ontology annotation, biological process: mycotoxin biosynthetic process. Lineage: Eukaryota; Fungi; Ascomycota; Sordariomycetes; Xylariales; Xylariaceae. The transcript is spliced from 5 exons.
UGUGGAAGAGUAUCAAGGAUCAUUCGAGGGACUGGCAGUGGUGUGCGAUACUCCUCUGAUAGGGCAGCCCAAUUUACCAUCUGACAACAAGUCGUCUCCUAGUCAAGGUAUUCCAUAUUACCUUGGUGUUGUUAGACUUCCAUCCCCCACAGAUCUGAAUCCGCUGCGCUCAUACUCUCCCCUCCUCUCCUCCGAAUAAAGCAUCUUGAGCAGACUUUUGACCAACAGUUCUAAUAUGCAGAAAUGGCAGGAAUGGAAGAAGAAGAAUCACCAACAUACAGAUGAGGCCAGCGAAACGGGCGAUCCUCUCUUGAGUGAAAACGUUGAACAUCGUAUCCCUCAUCGGCACCAGCCAAGAGGAUGGGCUUCCACCAUCUGGGAUGGUCGCUAUCUCCAUGGCACCCUGUUUUUCCUCUAUACAGCCGUAUUCGUCACAGUGGUGUUCACUAUCCCUGAGGGCCUGUGUUCUGUGCGAUCGCAGCAGCCACUACCUAGUCGAUCGGGUCUGCAGUGGGAGCAAAGGAAGUUUCCUACCAAUAUAGUUGAUAAUCCUUUCGCCGGUUCUCCACGCGAUGAGCUCGAUGCAGCAUGGCAUGAACUCCUCCGAAAUGACAAUAUUCGUGUCCCUAAAGACUAUCUUGAUGAGCGAAAUCUGAACUCGGUAUAUACGAAAGACGGCAGUGAAGGUAUUGCGUCGUUGAGUGUUUAUCAUUCUCUACAUUGCUUGAAAAAAGUGAAGAAAAUGCUUUUCAAAGAACAUUAUCAUGCUGGCAAAUCGGAAGAGGCAAUGGCGCGCGAAGAGAAACAUGUUGAUCAUUGUGUUGAAUACAUCCGGGAGUCUUUGAUGUGUCAGCCAGAUCUUUCCAUGGUCACAUUCCGCUGGAUUAAUAAUACGGCUCAGCAUGAAGAUAAAUCGGCUUUCUACCCGACUAAUUUCGAUUCAGAUAUGCAUACAUGCGCGAAAUGGCAGCAUCUAGAUGCGUGGGCUGGCGAGCGAAUGUUCAAUCUUUUCGAAGUUGACCUCCUACAACGGCCUGAGUAAGCGUCGCCUCGAUAUAGUUGUAAGAAGUGUUCAAACUCGGGCACUCUUGUUCUAGUGUAACCAUAUAGGCCAAUAAUACACCACUGUUCUCCUGUGAAGCCUAGGCAUCCAUUAUCUCCCUAUAGAGAAACCCAACACCGCGGUCCACGGCACGUCCUGGUAACGGUAUCAUCGUGCCGAAAAUCGCUCCUCAUUAUCAGGCACCUCCCUCAGUCUACUAUGC